AUGCAAGAAUCCCACCCCGAUUUCUACACCUACCCCUUCUCCUUUACGAAGACGCUGAGGAGGGAUCCGUAUCCGUUUGUCGCCGCUGAGAAACCGGGAAAUUCGGCGGGGGGGAAGAUCAUCGUUGUUACGGGGGCGGGGAGCGGGAUUGGUGCUGCCGCAGCAAAAGUCUGGGCUCGUGCAAACGCAACAGGCAUCGUAAUAAUCGGUCGUCGCCUUCCAGAGCUCGAAAAAGUCAGAGAUGAGAUUGCAGGCUUGAAUAAAGAAACAAAAGUUCUAGUUGUAAGCGCUGAUAUAUCGAUCGAAGAAGACGUGAAAUCCCUCUUCGCGAAAAUCCAAGAUACCUUCGGCCGCGGCGCAGAUGUGCUGUUGAAUAACGCGAGCGUGCUUAACGAUGGGAAGAAAUUCGGAGAGGGGAGUUUGGGGGAGUGGUGGAGUACUAUUGAUAUCAACACCAAAGGCACGGCGUUGAUGAUCCAUUAUUAUAUCAACAGCCAGCCUGAUCCGAAGAAUCCCGUGGGCACUGUGAUCUGUGUUCUCUCUGCGCGAGUAGGGUUCACGAUGCCGACGGGCUCGGGGUAUAAUGUGAGUAAAAUGGCGACGCAGGUUCUGGUUGAGCAUGUGCAAGCUGAGUACCCCACCCUCCGCACCUUCACAACCAUGCCCGGCGUCGUGCUCUCGGACAUGACAAACGACUACUGGAAGACGUACGCGAAAGACCACGCUGAUCUCACCGGCCUGCAGGCGUUGUAUCUCGCCCAGCCGCGCGCGGAUUAUCUGAAGGGGCUGAUGGUGAGCGUGAAUUGGGAUUUGGAGGUUAUGGAGGCGCAUAAGGAGGAGAUUGUCGAGGGGAAAUUGUUGAGACAUACUUGGAUUGCGAGUUUGCCGUUUUAUGGGGGGAGUGGGCUGGGUGCUUAG
Glarea lozoyensis ATCC 20868 is the source of this 918-nucleotide messenger RNA. RefSeq names its product NAD(P)-binding Rossmann-fold containing protein. Lineage: Eukaryota; Fungi; Ascomycota; Leotiomycetes; Helotiales; Helotiaceae. The transcript is spliced from 4 exons. The record is from RefSeq and is a predicted model, not a curated record. Gene Ontology annotation, molecular function: oxidoreductase activity, acting on the CH-OH group of donors, NAD or NADP as acceptor. Bases 1 to 918 code for a protein of 305 amino acids.